Fusarium keratoplasticum is the source of this 783-nucleotide messenger RNA. RefSeq names its product Epimerase domain-containing protein. Lineage: Eukaryota; Fungi; Ascomycota; Sordariomycetes; Hypocreales; Nectriaceae. Gene Ontology annotation, molecular function: oxidoreductase activity, acting on the CH-OH group of donors, NAD or NADP as acceptor. The coding region runs from base 13 to 783 and encodes 256 amino acids. The record is from RefSeq and is a predicted model, not a curated record. The transcript has 3 exons.
CUUUCUUCGGCAAUGAGCUCUCUUGAUGAUCCGGCAGUCCAGAAGGGCUCCAUUGUCCUCGUCACUGGCGUCAACGGCUUCUUGGGCUCACACAUUGCCGACCAGUUUCUUGAGUAUGGCUACAAAGUCCGCGGCACUGUACGGGAUGCCGAGAGGAACUCUUGGCUUGUGAAGUUCUUCGAGAAGAAGUAUGGAGAAGGAACCUUUGAGCUUUUCGAGGUUUCUGACAUGAUCGCUGAAAGGGCAUUUGACGAAGCCGUGAAGGGGGUCUCAAUUUUUGUCCACACAACAUCUGUUGUAUCUUUUGACUCGAACCCUCGCAAUGUCAUCCCCCCCGCAAUUACCGGAGCUGUGAAUGCUCUGAGGGCGGCAUACAGUGAGGCAAGCGUCAAACGAUUUGUGUUCACAUCUUCAUCUACGGCUGCGAUAUCUGCCACUCCUAACAAGCCCGGUGUUGUCGUGACCGAGGACACUUGGAAUAUGGAUGCUAUCAAGGAGGCUUGGGCAGAACCUCCUUAUGGCCCGGAGCGUGUGUGGGCGGUUUAUGCCGCGAGCAAAGCCCAAGCUGAGCAGGAGGUUUGGCGAUUUCAUCAGACACAUCGCGAUCAGCGUCCUGAUAUCGUUGUCAACUCUGUCCUUCCCGCUUUCAAUUUUGGAAAGGUCCUUGACCCAGUUAACCAAGGUCUUCCGAGUAGCUCUGGCUUGCCUUGUGCGCUAUGGAAAGGAGAGGUCACAUCGAUGCAUGAGAUGAUUGUGAGAGGCGCGUACAGUAUCGUCCCCUAA